AUGAUCUCCCUCCGUUUCCAGCAGGCGAGGCAGCAAAAUCUGUCGUCGCCUGUUAAACCACUACGGUCAUUGCGCCUCACUGAUUAUAGAAUUCUGACGUCGCCAUCCAUCUCUAUGCUGAAGGAAAGAGACGACUGCGACGAGGCGGCAGCGACGAGGCUCAACGAUGGCGGCAGCGAGGCUCAACGACGGCGGUGGCGAUGCUCAACUGCAGCGACGGAGAAGAGGAGGAAUUAAAAAUUAAAAGCAAAAAAUAAUAAAAAGAUCAAAUUUUAAUGUUAUCAUACGUGAAAGCUAACGUGUUUGCUAAGCUGGAUCACCGUUGACAAAGAAUUAGUGGUAACGAAAUUAAUGCUAAUAUUUUGCAACGUUAAUUAACGUUGGC
Messenger RNA from Linum tenue, 385 nucleotides. The record is from the annotation of a GenBank genome assembly. NCBI's taxonomy places the organism in Eukaryota, Viridiplantae, Streptophyta, Magnoliopsida, Malpighiales, Linaceae.